GUCUCUGCCUCUGCUGGUGUUCACUAGACCAAGUCGCCGUGUGUCCGAUACCAGCCUCCUCAAUAUUCCCAUCGCCACCAACCUACCGAAGCCUCGAAUGGAAAUCCGUCCAUGUCGAUGAGAUGCGAAUCUGGCCAUGGCAAGCAGUUUGACGAGCAAGAUCUACUCUAGCUCUCCCGUUAAUCUUUCUUGCCUGGGUCCGGCUCCGCCUCGACUUCGACCGCCGGUAGCAAUCCUCCCGAGUCUGCGCCAUAUACGAUCCGCCAACCUUUGAGAAUGUGAUAUUCCGUCCUCACAAAUGCACUCUGACAUACAGAUAGAACAUUACGAGUCGAAUAUCAAUCAUAUCCCCGUCAUAUACGUCGCUCUGCAGCUUUGACAUUGUCAAGCUCUCCGCAAAAAGGCUCGUGCGAAGGUCGGAGCUUCCAUGCGACACUUCCACGUUGAUUCUGCCGCACCCACCACAUUGUGAACCUAUCUGCCUCACCAACACCACAUUUACACCCAUAAUUUUUAUUUGGCCGCGCGAAGCCCUUUUCAUGCAUCAACACAAACACUUCAGAUUACCCAGAGGCGUCGAGACACGAGUGCGCCGCGCCAGUUGUCGCGCGCACUCAAGCGAAACCCAACCUCCGUGAUUUUGACCACCACCGCAGGCAUUGGACCAGCCACGCACUAAUUACAACACCUUUCGCUCUCACCAGGUCAAUGUUACUGCUCAAGGUCCCUGACACCUUGCUUCAGCUCUCCUUAGCCCACUCCCAUCGCUAGGGUCUGUGAGCACGCUGUCUCCCAGCUCCCAGGACUGAGGAUCCCCUACCUACCAUCGUGCGCUCCGAAGCGCACUCACCGCAUUGUUCCAAGAUCCCACCAUCCCUCCAAAUUCACUACCAGUCGAAGUGUCUCGGUCCGAGUAUCCUCGCUUUGACGACCUUUACGAGUACUACGACCCUGAACGAGAACCUUUGCCCCAACGCCAGCAACUAAUACUCACACCUGCCUCGCAACGGCGACCCCAAUCCUCCCCUUCCAGCGGUGUCCGAUCUCUGAGAAGGACUCCAAGGUUGCAAGAGAGACGGGCUGGUCAGGCUGCAGUAAGAAGAUCUGAGCCUCCGAGUCCAACUCCAGAGGCUCGUCCUGUUACACCUCCGAGCGGUUUUGACCAGUCGGGGUCUACCAGUCCACAAAACUACCAACGGCUGGUAGAGAACGAGUCAUACUGGCCCGUAAGGACAACUUGUAUCUCCAGACACACCCACGACGCUAUUCUCUUUGCCUUAGAGGCUAUCAGACGAGGUAGUGGGGUAAAUGCGCACCCACUGACUCCGGAUCUGCUUGAAGAACAGGCUCGGAUGUCAGAUCUGGUAAGGGGCAAUCCGCCCGGUGCCACUGCGCGAACACAAAAUGGAGGAGCACCACGUACGACUGCAGCUACCGACACCGGGCCAACUUCGACCGAACAACCACCUCGAUACCGUACUCCUACAGAUGUCAUGCGGGAGAGAAGAAGACGGGAAGCUCUCAAGGCUGAGGAGGCGGCGGCCAAGCAACGUCAAGAGGAAGAGAGAAGGAUGCAGCAGGAAGAACAAAUUGUUGGCGUUGGGGGAGAACAACGGCCACGACCAAGUGCCAGAACAUCAACGGGCAGGCCGCAGCCGACGCAGACUUAUAAUAUAGGUGGACCGCCUGCACAAGUAUCUGCCAGUGCCGCUCGCCGGCAAGAGAAUAUCCCUCCCGCUCAGCCGGGUCCAUCGAGAACGGCACAAGCUCCUGCUCAAGUUGGAGGAAGAGAGCCUCGGCUCUCCGCGACCACACAGCGAAAUCGUACAGAAGCUUUGGAGCAGCUCAACUAUCCAGCAACAGCCAGACCUGCAGUACCUGAACAAACACCUCGACCGACACAGCAACCGCAACAACCCAGACCGCAAGCUCAACCUCAAUCGCAGCCUCAGGCAGGAGGUCAAGCUGGUCCACAACCGGGAGCCCAAGCCUCCGGAGCAGGCGGCCGAAGUCGAUUUCCCAACGCUUUUGAGAGAUGGGAAGACCUGUCAGCGCAUUGGGAAGGCAUUGUCUCGUCAUUUAUUCACCGUUUACAAAAUAAUGCCGACGAAUUAGCCGGGAAACCACUAGACAAACAAAUGGCUCGGCAGAUCGACGACUUGUCUGCUGCAGGGGCAAAUCUGUUUCAUGCUGUAGUAGAGUUGCAACGCCUGAGAGCAUCCUCGGAGCGGAAAUUCCAGCGCUGGUUUUUCGAGACUCGGCAUGACCAAGAACAAGCUCAAGAAAGAAUAGCGGAGCUCGAACGUCAACUUCGUGUGGAGAGGGAAGCUCAGACAGCCAGCUCCACAUCCAUCGAAGCGGUCCGUGCGGAAAAGAACCGAGCCGAAGAACUGGUAAAGGAGAUGCGACGAGAACUUCAAAUCAGCAAAGAAGAAGCUCGCCGUGCUUGGGAAGAGUUGGGCAGACGAGAGCAAGAAGAGCGCGAGAGGACUAUUGCUCUGAGGAGUGGAGAGCGGACUCUCAUUGGCGGCGUCGAAGUUGUUCCCAUGCAAGGUCUCCCGAGUAGACAAGUGAGCUCAGCUCAGCGACCACAGACGAGGGAAGGGCCUACAGCUGGUGCUGGCCCCUCGAUGUUAUCCGGUCAACAACCAUCAGCGACCCAACGAGCGCGGUCUCAGAGUCAAACGACAAGUACUUCCUUGGACUCUCCCGGUGAAGAAAGUCGGCAAUUCACCUAUCAGCCUGAGACAGGUGUUUCUCCUACAGUGACCGACCCGUUUACUGAAUCAUCGCGCCAACGCGAAGGACAGCCACAGACUCAAAUACCCCGCGAGCCAGACACGCAGUUCUACACCACUCCACCCCGCCCAGCACAAACCCACACCAGUGCUGCCGCAAUUGCGGCCAGUCGUGCUGCAACGAGUGCCACCCAAGACCUCCGCUAUUACCAGAGCCCUACCACGAAUUCCCAGAUGCCUGGCACACUGCCCGCUCCGACGCGCCAAGGCACCGGAGGUACUGAACGAUCGUACAUUCCGUCCAGUGCAUCGGCCGCCUCCGAGGAGGAAUAUCACAUCAAUCCGGACGGCAGCUACACGCGCGACGCUCAGGGCCGCCGCAUCCCCUACCACCAAGCCAUCGGUCCGUCUGCGCUGCAAGGAGAAAUCAGCGACGACGAAGGGGAGGAGGGCGAAUACUCCGAGGAAGACGAUGACGAUCACGCAGCUGACAUUGAGCGCGAGAGGAUGUACGCUGCCCAGUACCGUCCUCAACCUUCGCAGCAACAGGGCGCAAACAUCCCACGAACAACAUCGGGCCCACUGCCUCCGAUCCCGCAAGGCCGUAUGGCCGAGUAUGAAGGCCAGGGCUACGGAGCCGAGCCGCCGCCCAUCGUGACGCAAGCCCAAACAGCAUGGGAGAACAUCCAAGCCACACCACAUCGACAUCCGACCAGAUUGAGCGAUAUCAUCGAAGAGACGACACAGCGCACGAGUCCGAGCCGCACGAGCUAUGCCUCUGGCACAGGACCCUUGCCUGGCCACGGAGAAGGAAGUGGUGGUGCUGGGAACACGUCCUCAAGGCGAUGAACAGUCAACGUCAUUCCCAUCUGGAUUCUUUCAGCGACCAGCUUAUGUCUCCCUCAUGACGCGAGUAUUUUGGCACCCUAAGAGCCCGCUUAUUGUCGAAAGCAAGGGUCCGAACAGCAGAAGAACUAAGCCCUCUUGACCGGCACGCGAUUUCGACCGUGACUGGUGACGCUGUGUUUGGGGAGUGCUAGUAAAAUUCGCGGACCUUUGCCUUUUCUGUUGUUGCUGUACGGUUCAUUCAAAAUUCACCUCACCGAUCCCAUUCCGACGUUGAUGUUCGUCUAAGGGGCGAAUCGACACAGCUCUACUGUUCUAUUCCAUGGCAAAAACCCGCGACGCGACCGCUGCUUGCUCAAAGUCGCAUCACUGCGAGCGCCAAUCAACGAAAGGCAAACCCCUUGUACAAAUUUUUGUCAGAAUACUGAGGUACCAACCUAUCUACCCCAAUUUUGUACAUACACAAAAGGCCUGAAUUAGGGCGAGAUUCAAAAGUGCACAAGAGGAGAAGUCCGUUCAGUGAUACCUGUCGACCAGCUUCGUUUCUUCUGAGAAUUACACCACCAACAAGAAUUUCAGCAAGCGCAGAGGUGGAGGAAGAGGUGAGGGUGGGGAAUUGACCCCGGCGCACUCGCUCAUCCAACUGUUCAGUCAUGAAAUGUGUGGACAGGCUAGGCUCUGAUCUUAAUGUUUUGGAGAGGGAAAAAGGGAUUUCGGCCUGGCAUUGGCAUUCUGAAAAAAAGGCGGCGGCAAAAGCCCGUUGAAUGUGGAAACAGCAUCUUUCUUUUAUUGCUUCGAGUUGACCUGUGUUAGAUUCUGUUUGAGUCUGUGUUGAACAUAGCAAGCGACGGCGUAAACGGACGGAGAAGUCUCGAUCUCGAAGCUGAGUUUUGAGGCCGGUUCGAAAAUUGAUGGUCGAGUUCUACCACUGGCAGGGGCUUGGGUUGUAGACGUUUCCCCUCUAGGAUACUUAUUGUCUUGACUUGAGCAAUACUAAUUUCCAUUUGUCUCCG
This is a messenger RNA of Exophiala xenobiotica, 4597 nucleotides long. RefSeq lists its product as uncharacterized. The record is from RefSeq and is a predicted model, not a curated record. NCBI's taxonomy places the organism in Eukaryota, Fungi, Ascomycota, Eurotiomycetes, Chaetothyriales, Herpotrichiellaceae. The transcript has a single exon. The coding region runs from base 1353 to 3587 and encodes 744 amino acids.